Molecule: messenger RNA, 2717 nt
Organism: Amphimedon queenslandica
Lineage: Eukaryota; Metazoa; Porifera; Demospongiae; Haplosclerida; Niphatidae
Product: ankyrin and armadillo repeat-containing protein-like
Exons: 3
Coding region: 174-2714 (846 amino acids)
Molecular function (GO): protein binding
Source: RefSeq, a predicted model, not a curated record
AACCUGAAACCAAACAAUGUGAAUUACAACAACUCACUAGGACACAAUACAACAGAAUAAAGUGAGAAGAUAAGAAGUGAGAAAAUUAGACCAGCAACUUUCCUACCCUCCAUUACUGAUCUCUCUACUAGCUAUUCCUACCACUAAUCCCUCUCAUUGAUUUCACUGACAUCAUGAGCCAAGGAAGUGAGUCCAUCAGAUACAAGGGGUGGUCCAAUCUUCAUCGAGCUGCAGCUAAAAACUAUUUCCCACGUGUAAAGAAACUGACCAUGACAGCCCCAGAGAGCAUAGAAGGGACCAAUGCUCAAGGUCUGACUCCAUUGCAGGUUGCAGCCCAGCAUGGAUCACUGGAAUCAUUCCUAGUGCUCAUCAAAGCUGGGGCUAAUGCAUCAGUACUGACUGAUGAAGGACUAUCAGUUGUACAACUAGCAGCAAGAGCAGGUCAGGUGCAAUUCACUGUGAGUUUAGCAAGUGAGCCUCCAUUCACUGAUACCAGCAUACUAGAGCAAGUAUGCCAAUAUAUAAGACAGCUAAAGAAGAUAUGCCACACAUAUGCAGAGGCUGUGCUAAUACUAGAAUCAAUGAUGAACUCAAUGCUACACAAGUCCCCCGAAAGCUAUCACGAUGCUCUCAAUGUGCUUGAAGACUUACAAAUAGUCUCACUCAUUGAGAGAAUCUUAAAGCUCUCGAUCCAAGAGAAGAUAGUCCCUGCAACAAUCUCCACUUCCAAAUGUCUAAUGAUGAUAACCCCUUACUUCACAAAAGAAAUAACUAAUUCUAAAAUACCAAAGCUCCUCAUAACGCUAACGGAGGUAGUAUUGAAUCCUACAGCUUGUUAUCAAGCACUGUCUGUCAUAGCAGAGCUAAUAGAGCAUGCACCCGAUAGCUGUGCAACAGUCUCUGCACUAGGAGGCCCACUGGCACUGCUAAAGAUACUGCAGACACACAAAAGCCACGAGCUACACAUUGUUGCCAUGAAGUGCAUCACUCAGGGAGGAGCCAACCCACAGCUAGCGCAACAGUUUGCAUCACCGGAAAUGGUAGCAAUGUUCAUGAAAGCGCUCAAAACGGAUCACAGUGGUAGCGGGGCUGCCACAGUCACUGCACUACAGAGUAUAAUAGAGUCUAGCUAUGAGGUGAGGUACAAGUACAUUGAGGAAGGACUAGUGGAGAGGCUACUGGAUCUACUCAAACCGUUCGAUAACACACUAACAGAGCCGUGCAUCAUGCUACUGUGGACACUCUGUGACUCUAGAUCCAGCCACAAGAAAGUAGAGGAGCUUAUAAAGCAGCACCAGUCAGCGAUAUCAAUACUAAUGUUCCUUAUUGAGCAUGGGAUGAACAUGCAAAUGCAGCAAAUGAGCCUAGACAUAUUGUGGUACACAGCAGGGGACAGCAUACACGAGAAAAGGGCACUGGCCAUAGUACUGGGUCCCUCUUGUCUGGUGAGACUUGCUGAGUUGAGCAGUCCCAAACUAGCACUCACAGCAUUGGAGCUACUAUCACCAGUUGCUUAUAGCAAGCAAGCAGAAGUCAUCAAGGCGGGGGCCAUAUUAUUGCUAGUCACUGUGCUCAAAAACAGAAACGAGGACAGCAUAAAGAUACUAGCACUAAAAACGCUGGAGAACCUCGGCUAUGGCAUGGGUCUGCAACCAAACUGUGAGGCACAGGCUGCACUCGUAUGCAUAGAAGGAAUACAACUACUGCUACACAUCUUUCAACAUCAUCGGAACGAGGAGGUCAGAGUUCAAGCACUAUGCACGCUCGCUACAUACUCCAACAAGAGCCCAAACACAAAGAGACUGAUAUUUCAAGUGAUACCACUACCAACACUAUUGAGCCCACUCCAAUCCCAACCACACACUACACCAAUCAACUACACACAGAGCAUAUGCUGCAUUGCUUUCAAUGACAUGGACACACAAUCCAAAAUGAUAGCCCACGGAGGCAUCCUUGUUGACAGCUUCCUCCAACUCAUCAGUACUGGGAACAAGCAGCAUGCAAUGGAAGCUGCCUUCCAGAUGAUCGUACUCGCACGGACUUUCAACAACUCAAAGCCAUCCGUAGUCACAGCCAUUGGAUUGAAACUCCUCAUCAAGUCACUGAGGAAAAGCAUAAAAACGGAAGAUGUUGAUUUGCAGGUGAAGACCGGACUCUUCAUCAGUGGACUAUUAAGAAUGAGAGCAGGACUAGCUGCAGGGCUGGUAGGACUAGGACUAAUACCACUACUGGUGCAACUACUAGUGGGAAAGCAAGAAGGAGCAAGGAACGUUGCAGCUGUUUGCAUGACACAACUCACUUACUUUCCUUCAGCUCUCAGGCUGCUCCUUCGGUGGUUUAGGGCAGAAAAUAAACUUUGUUUCCGUAUGCAACAGUACAGCAGUGGCUAUCGGCCAUCAAGCAACUUUAUUGAGAUGUGGAGUAUGUAUUGCAGGACACACAAUGUCCGGAAAAAACAAUAUCAGGCCCUCUCACCUGAUAUAAUAAAGCCUGGAGAACAUGGAGCCAAAACAUUUGCUGGUCCUAGGAGGUCCCUACCAAAAGAGACGCUGUACCAUAUAGAGGAGACUCAAGAAGAUCACGAGAUUGGGUUCUAUGAGCGAGCAGCCUCUGGCUCAAACAGCAGACAAUCAUUAAAGAAAAGCUUAUCAAGACUCAAGAGUUAUGAGUCGACAUCCAAACUGCCUCCCAUAGUCAAACAGGACUCAAACUAACCU